This is a messenger RNA of Trametes versicolor FP-101664 SS1, 1317 nucleotides long. RefSeq lists its product as uncharacterized. The transcript is spliced from 2 exons. NCBI's taxonomy places the organism in Eukaryota, Fungi, Basidiomycota, Agaricomycetes, Polyporales, Polyporaceae. Bases 1 to 1317 code for a protein of 438 amino acids. The record is from RefSeq and is a predicted model, not a curated record.
AUGUCUGCCGACGACCUUGCCCUGCUCCUUGUGGCCGACGAACUCUUAGAGGAGAUCGAAGAAGAUGAUCUUGAGGAGGAAGAGGAGGAUAAUGCUCUCCUCUCUGCAUUUGUACUCGAGGGGCUGGAGGAGACACGGAGAGCACGCAAUGAAGCCCGCCGCCGACGCUACUUGGUACGCCGUGAGCUGCUGCCUAAUCCAAAGGGGGACACACCUUGGCAGGUGUUGUAUGCGUCGCGCAGCGACAGAGCGUUCAUCACGACCAUGGGCCUGGAUGUGGCGACCUUCAACUUCGUCCUGGGUGGCGGUUUUGAAGCCCGCUGGCAGGAGCGUACUAUUGAAUGUGUUGAUGUUCAACCGUCGAACACUCGGCCUCGACCCCUGCGGCGCUCGCUCGAUGCAGCUGGUGCACUCGGGCUCAUCCUUCAUUGGCUCACAUCAAGCAUGCGCGAGACGAGCCUGCAAGAGAUAUUUGCCCUCACCCCUGCCACUGCAAACCGUUAUCUGCAAACAACCAUCGAGAUCCUCCACGGCACUCUUCUCGAUCUCCCGGAUGCUCGCAUCGCAUGGCCGACAAGUGUCGCCGAAUUCCAGGAGUACUCCGACAUCAUUUCAGCAAUGCACCCUCUGCUGGUCGGGGCGUUUGGGACCGUCGAUGGCCUGAACCUGCCUGUGCAAGUGUCAGCAGAUGAAGAGAUUGAGAAUGCGACCUAUAAUGGUUGGCUUCACGAUCACUUCGUGAGUAACAUCCUGACCUCAGUCUGCCCCAAAGGGACCCUACUCUAUGCCAUUCUUAAUGCUCCAGGAAGCUGGCAUGAUUCCCACGUCGCACGGGAUCUCUACGACUUGCUGGUGAACAACACUCCUCCUGGCUUUUACCUCGUCGCCGACACUGCAUUCCCCCGAUCGACUGCGGCGAUCAGCCAGCGGAUUCACACCCCCCUCAAGUCCACAGACGUGCUCCCUUCUGAUCCCCGGGAGCGCAGGCGGAUGGCAGAUGUGAGCCGUCAGCUACUGUCUUGUCGCCAGUCAGUGGAGUGGGGCAUGCGGGACAUCCAGGGUUCUUUUGGACGCCUACGAGUACCACUUCCAAUUAACAAGGCCCCUUUACGCCUGGAGAUUUUGACCAUUGUAGUUCGCAUGCACCAGCUCCGGGUCCGUCGUGUGGGGAUCAGCGAAAUACGGAAUGUGUAUGUGCCAAUCUGGCGGGAGGGGGAUGACCUUUUGGAGCUCUGGUUUAACUGGGAGCGGAUGCUUUUCUCUGACAUACGGAAGAGGGACAGGGUUGCUAGAUUCCACCAUGUAACAGAGAGUUGA